Diatraea saccharalis (sugarcane borer) is the source of this 4005-nucleotide messenger RNA. NCBI's taxonomy places the organism in Eukaryota, Metazoa, Arthropoda, Insecta, Lepidoptera, Crambidae. The record is from the annotation of a GenBank genome assembly.
GAUCAGGAAGAUAUAGAUGGGCCCAUAAUUAUUCCAAGUAAAACUGAAAUCGUAUUACAAAAACAUCAAAAUUUUACACUUAAAUGUAAAGGGAAAAGACAACUACACAUAAAGCAACAGGAUAUACCGGAAGAAAAUGUGGGAACUUUUCAUAUCAAGGAAAGGAAAUUAAUUUCAACAGACCCUAAUAAUCCUUUUGAAGUAGCUUUUGAUCUUUACAAUGUUGAUCAGUAUGCCGUCGGAUAUUAUGCUUGCUUUGAUGAUACAGUCGACAAUAAUACCAUUCUAAAUGAUAUAAAGGAAGAGCUGAUUAACACUGAGCAUGUUACCUAUAUUUACAUUUACGUUAACGGAACUGACGUUUUAUUUGCACCUAUGUCGGAGUAUUUUGUAAUUACGGGAGGAUCAAAAUACGCCACACUGCCGUGUAAGCCGACUAUGCCAGAUAUAAACAUUACGUUGACAUUUGUGAAUUCUUCGGGUAGCAAGACACCAGUACCAGUAGCAUAUAAAAAAUUCUCGCCAAAGAUUGGGUUUUUAAUAGAGGCAAUUAAGACUCCUUAUAAAUGCAACGGCAGAAGAGGAAAUGAUACCUCUACUAAAAAUCUAAUGCCGAGACGAAAUGACGUAUGGCAGCCUAAGUGGACAAUUCAAGGCCAACAGUUUUUUUUGGCCGGUGAGAAUUUUACCCUGAAUUGUUCGGUGAAAUAUCAGCUGAAUUCACCGGUUGCAUUGUCAUGGGAAGUUCCACUAAAUGCAAAGAGUUUUUUUAUCAACACAUCAAAUGAAUUAAACGUGGCCCCCGGUGAAGAUUUGUUUAAUACCAUCACAGCUAUUAAUGCCACAAAGGAUGACGAAGGAAAUUAUACCUGUAUUUUGAGUGGUGGUCGCGAGAGGAAAUUGUACAAGACUGUUGAAAAAAAAUUUUUAGAAAAGCCCUUUAUAAAUUUGACAAAAGGUAAUAAAGAUCAAAUAAUAACAACAGAAGUGGGAAUUAUUCAACUAAGGGCUGAAGUGAUAGCAUACCCUUACCCUACAUUCUCUUUUUAUCGAGAUAAUCAAUUACUGCAAAUGAAUAAUAGUUCAAAGUAUAAAUAUAGAAUUGACAAUCUUUCAAAUGAUGUAGUAUUUACAAUUAAAAAUUUAAAAGUGACAGAUACAGCAAAAUAUACUAUCGUGGCCACUAAUGGACCCGUUAAUAAAAGUGUCACUUUUGACAUACGAAGAAUAGAAAAACCAACAGUAAAGUUUGGUCAAAACCAAGGAAUAAUAUUAUUGGCGAAUACGCAAAGAACUUUGAUGUGCGAAGCAGUUGGUUAUCCGUUACCUGAAAUUAAAUGGAUAUUUACCGAUAACGGUAGUGAAUUUAUAAAUGGAAUUGACGAACAGAAAUCUCUGUACAAAGUUAUAUCUAAGUUAACCGUAACUGCACAUCGCUCUGGAAACAUAACGUGUAUAGCUACAAAUAAAAAAGGAAAUGACUCUGUCUCAAUAGAGUUAUUUAUUUAUGAAAUACCAGACGGAUUUGGUAUUUUAGAUACAAAAGAAUGGUAUUCAGAGAACCAAGAGCUAUCAAUAAGGUGCUUAGCGUCGAUUUAUAAGUUUGAAAAUUCUACUUGGUACGGGCCAAACGGCGAAGAUUUGAAAGAACACGUGACUUAUUUACAAAGCUCCUUUUCGCAUGUAACAAAACUGAAAAUAGAUCCAGUUUCUAUGCAGCAAGCUGGCACAUAUACCUGUGUUGGACAAUAUUUUAACGGCACAGAAGAAACGGCGACUACCAAUGUUAUAGUUGAAGCAAUGAAGGAACCAGUUUUCUUGGAGCCAAAAAUAGAUCGAGAUGAAGAAGUUAGGAUGUUUCAACAAGUGUCGUUUAGCUGCGCAGCUGAUGCUGUGCCAAUACCUAUAGUGGAAUGGCACAAGGAUGGAGAAUUAUUAGAAAACAAAACCGAUGAUUUAAUAAUGUAUAUUGAACGGAAUCACUCUGUUGUGAAUUCUACAAUUUUUAUAGAAAGAAUGAAGGAGGCAUAUACAGGCAAAUAUGAAUGUAUGGUAAUUUACGAUGACCGAUUGCCAAAAAGUAAAUUUGUCAAUUUGAUUAUGAGCGAUUCUAUGCCAUACAGAUCUACUAUACUAAGUGUUACCAUUAUAGUAAUAUUGACAUUGAUCGGUUUGGUCAUAUAUUUGACAUGGAAAAUAAUGAAGGAAAAGAAAUUCAGAAAGGAGCUAGCGGCUGCUGGUCUGUUGUACUUCAAAGAAGGCGUCACGAAGUCCCUGAAUCCUGACCUGGGAAUCGACGAACAGGCAGAGCUUUUGCCUUAUGAUGAAAAGUUUGAGUUUCCACCAGAAAAACUAACACUCGGCAAACAAUUAGGAGCCGGCGCUUUUGGUGUGGUGUACAAGGCGGAAGCUCGUGGUAUAAUCAAUGCGGAAGAAACCACCCCGGUAGCGGUGAAGAUGGUUAAGAAGACAGCCGAUAACAUGUACAUUAAAGCUCUCGCUUCAGAACUCAAAAUAAUGGUGCAUUUAGGAAAGCACAUCAAUAUCGUCAACUUACUUGGUGCCUGCACAAAGAAUGUAGGAAAACGUGAACUGAUCGUAAUCGUCGAGUACUGCAAGUUUGGCAACAUCCACAACUACAUGCAGAAGCACCGCGAUGUAUUUAUCGACCAGCUUACGGAUAACAAAGAGAAGAAUCUCGGUAAAGUCAACAAAGGCUACUCUUCAAGCACUGCCAGUAGCGGAAUAAACUCUGACUACUUUGGCACGAACCACACUCAAGCGACGGACCACACUUUCUUAAACACUGCCAACACUAACAGAUCGGGCAGAAAAGUAUCAGAAACUGGUUAUGUCCAACCAGAGUGGCGGUCGAACUACGAAAGCGAUUACAGUUUCGACGGAAGGAAUCCUAGGCCGCUGACGUCACGGGACCUGCUAGCUUGGGCAUUCCAGAUUGCUAGAGGAAUGGAAUACCUCGCAAGCAGAAAGGUGUUACAUGGAGACUUAGCAGCUCGGAAUGUGCUUUUAGCUGAAGAUAACAUAGUGAAAAUAUGCGACUUUGGUCUCGCUCGAAGCAUUUACAAGAAUGAUGAAUACCAAAAGAAAGAAAACAGUCCACUGCCGGUGAAGUGGUUGGCGAUAGAAUGCAUGACCGAUCGCAUCUUUUCGACGCAAUCGGACGUGUGGUCAUUCGGCAUCGUGUUGUGGGAGAUGUUUUCACUCGCUAAAACGCCGUAUCCGAACAUGAGCCCGCAACACUUGCUGCAGUGGCUUUCUGAAGGACAUAGGCUCGAGAAACCAACGUACGCGGAUGACAGGUUGUAUGACGUCAUGAUGCGGUGCUGGGCACACAAACCUAAUGCUAGACCCUCAUUCACACACUUGCAGGAGCUUUUAGGCUCGUUCUUAGAAGACAACGUCAGGAACCAUUAUGUAGAUUUGAAUUCUGCAUAUAUGGACCUGAACGUGAAGAGUGCUGGCCAGGAAGACUACUUGGCUAUGGUGAGCGCUCCCGAUUACAACAAUCUGGUUACUCCAAGUCCCCACCACUACGUCAACGAUGUAAGGAGUUUCUUCCCACCAACGCCGAAUCAAGUUCCUUUAGACGACGAGGGAUACUUACAAAUGACUCCAAUGAACCCAUCUAUAUUUAGCCCACGGAACCAGACGACUAAAUUCGAUUUCGAUGCGAAAAAGUUCGAUCCCAAAGUGGCCGAAGGUCGUGGCGGUUCAGAAUUAACGCCCAUGUUGACAUUGAACAACUUACCCGCCAGGAGUGGUUCCGAUUCCGACCACGAGGGUCAUUCACCCUACCUCAAAAUGUGCCCAAAAAUUGUAGAAGAGAGCGACGACGUCUUUAGACCGAACGAGAACAACUUGAAAAACAUUCAAAACAGUGCUGUGACUAAUCCCACGUACAUCAGUUUAGAUAUAGACGGUCUAGAGAAGAAACCGAAAGAUAUUAAUAACUAUAUCAAUGUAUCUAAUGGUCUAGUCAAAUAA